AUGCCAACCACACUGAAAGCAAACGACGUGGGCAUCAACCUCGAGAUCGCAGCACCUCCCGGGUGGACCUUUGCCGCCGGGGACACCAUCAUCGGCAAUGUCGUGCGCCGGCAACCCAUCGUGGCCCCCGAGGCCAUCGUGAGGCUGGCGCUGGUGGGCCGCGUUAAGACCAAGAUCACUAUCAAGCGCGGGAACAACAACCGCAGCGUGUAUCGCGGCCGAUGGGAUCUUCUCGGUGAGACAGAACAAACCAUCUUCCGGGGCCCAGUUCACCUGCCACCGGAGAGUGCUGAAAGUCUUACUUGGCCUUUUGAGGUUCCCAUCCCAACGUCUCCUGCGCCGUCGGUUUUGCUGGGCCAUUGCAGUGAAGAAAGCUUUCUGCCGCUGAAUAAAGAGAGCGUUGCGUAUCAGCCCUUACCGGGGACGUUCUUUUCUAGCCGAACUGGCUGGAAUACCGUCUCCGAGGGAUUCGUCGAGUACUACCUGCAAGCUGAACUGCGGUAUAAUCGUGGCGGAUCAUGGGAUAUUCGUAAUGCCACAUGUCCUAUCACUUUGCGCCAGCCGUCCCAGCCUCCUUUACUCGACAACGACCUUGGAUAUCGGCACGUGCCGAUGUCGGCUAAGAGCCAGAGACUAAUACCGGGGAUGGAAGAUGCCGAUCUAUCAUUCAAACAAAAGACACAAAAGCUCUUCGGCUCGUCGAAAGUGCCUGAGUUCCAUUUCAUGCUGGACGUGACAUUCCCACGGAGAGUCCAAUUCGACAACCCAUCGCCCAUUCCGUUCAUCAUUGGCAUCAGGCCGGACGAAGUCCGCACGACCGACAGCAUUCAAGACGUCGUUCAAACGAUCCAGUUGAACUGGCUCAGAUUAAAGAUCAAAACCAACACUGUGGUUCUGGCACCGGGGAACUUUGACCCGACCCAUCCUCAUACUGAUAGCCAGCCUGAGGAUUAUCAUUUGGGUCUGGAGAGGCUGUUUCGCAGACUAGAACACCCAAUUACCUUCACCACCGGGAAAGGAAACGAGCCAGUUAACAUUGGGGAAAUGUUUCAGCUUGUUCUUCGCACGGAUGGGCUGUAUACUCGAGGAGCGCGUCUCGCACCUGUACCUCGCAUUCAGCCGGACUUUGUCACUUACAAUAUUCGGCGGAGCAAUGCGCUGUCGUGGGAAAUAUCCUUGACGGUGGCAGGAGAAGAUCUCACAUUUAAGGGAUCCUCUGAGCUGGAGAUAUUAGGGGACAGGGAUUUGGAACAAUUUCAGGGUUCCUCGUCAUGA
Messenger RNA from Aspergillus steynii IBT 23096, 1275 nucleotides. RefSeq lists its product as uncharacterized. Bases 1 to 1275 code for a protein of 424 amino acids. The record is from RefSeq and is a predicted model, not a curated record. Lineage: Eukaryota; Fungi; Ascomycota; Eurotiomycetes; Eurotiales; Aspergillaceae. The transcript has a single exon.